Molecule: messenger RNA, 896 nt
Organism: Brassica oleracea var. oleracea
Lineage: Eukaryota; Viridiplantae; Streptophyta; Magnoliopsida; Brassicales; Brassicaceae
Product: nudix hydrolase 11
Exons: 4
Coding region: 214-879 (221 amino acids)
Biological process (GO): coenzyme A catabolic process
Molecular function (GO): coenzyme A diphosphatase activity; acetyl-CoA hydrolase activity
Source: RefSeq, a predicted model, not a curated record
CUUUUAAACCAACUUCUCUUAUAUUUUUGAGAUUAAACAAUUCUUGUUAAUCGGAUCGAACCUCCUAAACCAAGAGCCAUGGAUGUUACCAAAUAUUUGCUGUCCACCCUUUAACAAAUCUGAUUCUUGUAUCAAAACAAGUCCCUUUAUUCAGAUCUGAAGAACACGAGAAAAAAAGAAACAUUCUCAAAGUGUUUAACUCUCUGUUCCAAUAUGUCCUCAAAACCAACAGAUUCUUUGCAAUUUCUAAUCCAACGGUUUCAAAAUUACAAAUCUCAUCAUCUCCUUCAACAUUUUCCUGCAAAAUCGUCAGCUGUCUUAGUUUGUAUAUACCAAGAACAAGGAGAAGAUGGAAACGAGCUACGUGUUAUCUUAACCAAACGCUCCUCCACUCUCUCUUCUCAUCCUGGAGAAGUAGCAUUGCCUGGAGGGAAAAGAGACGAAGAAGAUGCAGAUGAUAUAGCUACCGCGUUGAGAGAAGCUCGUGAAGAAAUCGGUUUAGAUCCUUCUCUUGUUACAAUCAUUUCUGUUCUUAAACCAUUUGUUAACAAGAAGGGAAUGUCAGUUGUACCGGUUAUCGGUUUUCUACGCGACAAGAAAGCAUUUAAAGAGUUACCAAAUCCAGCUGAAGUAGAAGACAUCUUCGAUGUUCCGUUAGAGAUGUUCCUUAAGGACAAGAACAGGAGAGCAGAGGAACGAGAGCAUGAAGGAGAAAGAUAUCUUCUUCACUACUUUGAUUAUUAUGUGGAAGACAAAGAGAGAAACUUUGUUAUAUGGGCACUCACUGCUGGUAUUCUGAUCAGAGUUGCCUCCAUUGUUUAUCAGAGAUCUCCUGAGUUUCAAGAACUCAAGCCAAGCUUCUGGAAACAACCAAACUGAUGUUUCUUGAAAUGUAU